AUGGCAGAGAACAUGGCGGAGCGAGUCGGGGGCGGGACGGUCUGCUUUUGUUCCGCUCUGUCUCCAAGCGACCUCCUCUUCCCCCUGUUAUUCCUCAGCUACACUGCCCUGCCUCAGGGGCAGCAGACUGGGCGGUUCCACCAUAAUCAAAAGGAUUGUAUUGGUUGUUGUGAAAGCAUUUUAACACUCUUCCUCCGCCCCGUCUCUCCCUCUUGUCCCUCACUCUCUCUCUCCAGUAUCAGUGAGAGCUUCCUGACGGUGAAAGGUGCCGCCCUCUUCCUGCCCCGGGGAAAUGGCUCCUCCCCUACCUCUGCUUCCCGCUUCGCUCAGCUCCGCAGCAAACAUGCAGGUGACCUCCAGCAGCACCUGCAGACCAUGUUCACUCUCCUCCGACCAGAGGACAACAUCAAACUGGCUGUCCGGUUGGAGAGUACCGUGUACCAGGGGACUCGUUAUAUGGUGGUGGUCUCCACUAACGGCCGUCAGGACACCGAGGAGAGCUUGGUGCUGGGUAUGGACUUCAGUCCUGCAGACAGCUCGUGCUCGGUGGGGCUGGUUCUCCCUCUAUGGAGCGACUCACUGAUACACCUGGAUGGAGACGGGUAACAAUGGCUCUCACACAUAGACACCAUACUGACAGGGACACACACACCAUACUGACAGGGACACACA
Messenger RNA from Oncorhynchus gorbuscha (pink salmon), 672 nucleotides. RefSeq names its product protein phosphatase Slingshot homolog 2-like. Gene Ontology annotation, molecular function: phosphoprotein phosphatase activity; actin binding. NCBI's taxonomy places the organism in Eukaryota, Metazoa, Chordata, Actinopteri, Salmoniformes, Salmonidae. The transcript is spliced from 5 exons. Gene Ontology annotation, biological process: actin cytoskeleton organization; negative regulation of actin filament polymerization. Bases 1 to 606 code for a protein of 201 amino acids. Gene Ontology annotation, cellular component: cytoplasm. The record is from RefSeq and is a predicted model, not a curated record.